This is a messenger RNA of Sesamum indicum (sesame), 802 nucleotides long. Its product is annotated as Rubredoxin-like superfamily protein. Lineage: Eukaryota; Viridiplantae; Streptophyta; Magnoliopsida; Lamiales; Pedaliaceae. The record is from RefSeq and is a predicted model, not a curated record. Gene Ontology annotation, biological process: alkane catabolic process. Gene Ontology annotation, molecular function: iron ion binding; electron transfer activity. Gene Ontology annotation, cellular component: chloroplast.
GAAAAAUUCAUUUUCAUUUCUACGGCCAUUUGGAGCCACACACACAAACACGAAUACCUCUUUUUCAAUGAGAAUCAAAAUACUAAGGAAAGCAAAACCAAAAAUAACGACACACUUAUCAUAAUGGCUUCCUCCAUAACCAGACCUUCUUUCCCAUUCUUCACCCUCUCCGCCCAUUCUCCACCACCGCCGCGCCCACGGGGACUGCCCAUCAAAGCCCAAUCCCCAUUCGUCAAAUCUCUCCGCCGACCCAAAACCGUCGUCAAGUCCAUUGAUGUUUCCAAAGAAGACAAGCAGGAGCAGCCCGUUGCUCCACAAGAGGAGGAGCCGGAGCCGGAGCCUGAACUUGAGAAUAAAUUGGAUAAGAGACGGCUGGAGGAGAAGUUCGCGGUGGUGAACACGGGGGUAUAUGAAUGCAGAUCUUGUGGGUAUAAAUACGACCAGGCUGUUGGGGACCCUUCUUAUCCAAUCCCACCUGGGCUGCCCUUCGACAAGCUGCCCGACGACUGGAGAUGCCCGACUUGCGGGGCCUCGCAGAACUUCUUCGAGAGCAAGAGUAUGGAGAUUGCGGGCUUUGCGCAGAAUCAGCAGUUUGGAUUAGGUGGUAAUACGCUCACCUCUGGUCAGAAGGCUUUGCUUAUAUAUGGUGGAUUGUUCUUAGGCUUUGUGCUAUUCUUGUCUGGUUACUUUCUUCAAUGAUCAAAGUUCUUGGCUGUUUAUUCUACAUAUUAUGCAGUUUAUAUGUUUGUUAGAUGGUAUUCUUAUUGUAUAUUAAUGGAAAUGAGUGUUUGCUAACUACUUA